UGAGGUCAAUUGUCGCUAAGACAGAUUUACUUCUAUUUUGUCUGUUAAAAUAUUAACAUGAUACAUUAAUCAACGAAGGUGUGCUUUCAACUGUAUAGUAAUCUGCAUGAAAGAUGCCGAAGAAAGUCUUAAUCAUUGGAUCAGGGGCUGCAGGAACAGCUGCUGCAUAUAGCCUGUCACGUUGUCCUGAGAAGUUUGAAGUCCAGGUCUGGGAGAAAUCCAGCGUGCCAGGAGGAGUAGCCACCUCCUCAGAAAUCAAGGGAGGAGUAAUUAUCAAUGAUGGAGUUCAAGGAGGAUGUCCAACAUACAGAAACCUCUUAAACAUUAUGAAGGAGUUUAAUCUUGAAGUCAGCCCAGUGAAACUGACAGUUUCUUUUGGCAAAGGAAAAACUGCCUGGACCAACUAUGCUCCUUCUGAAUUAACUGAAAAACUGAAGGAUGAUAUUGCAAGAUUUGAGAAAGUUCUUAAAAUUAUCAACAAGUUUGAGGCCAUUUUCAUUUUCCUGCCUAUUGCCAAAGUCCUGAAAUGGUAUGGCUUUUCUGAGGACUUUUGUAAUUACAUGGUUUUUCCUCUCACAGCUUUGUUUUUUGGGACGGGGAACCAGACACCUUUUGUCUCCUCAGCUAUAAUGGCCCGAGUUUUUCUUGAUGAUGAUCUUAGGCUGUUUGAUUAUGAUUCCAAGAGACUUUUAAGUCAAACGCCAGAAAUGUUUGCCUUUCCAAAACUUGAGGACAUGUACAAAACCAUAAUGGACAAUUGUGGUGUGAAGUUCCAUGGCAACAGAAGUGUGGAGAAAGUCAGCAGACAUCCUGGAAAAGUCAAAGUUACUGAUCACACAGGUAAAAAGGAGGAUUUUGAUGAAAUCAUAUUUGCUUGUGAUGCUGAAACAGUGUUGAAAGUUUUGGACAACCCAACUUUUAUGGAGCGUAAAGCCUUAGGAAAUGUUCGAUAUUUCAAUGAUCUUAUCAUAACUCAUGAGGAUGAAGAUUACAUGAACAAAUAUUACGAACUACACAAGGAUGUUGACCAGUAUUUUAUUCACACAGAUGAAGAAGAUCCAGAAAAAGUAGAGAUGUCUUUUAACUUGACAAAUUAUCAACCACAUCUGAGAGGAAAACAUAGCAUAAUCUACCAAACCAUUUAUUUGAAUGACAAACUUCGAUCAACUUGGACAGAGAAAGACCUUGAUCCGGACAAGGUCCUACUGAGGCGCUGGUGGCGACAGUUUGCCCACAGCUGGCAUCAUUAUGCCUUCGUGGUACCUCUUGUUAGAUACAUACAAGGGAAGCAGAACUCCUGGUACUGUGGAGCUUACACGCUGAUCAAUACUCAUGAAAUUGCUACGAUAUCUGGUCUAGCCGCCGCCCAUCGCUUGGGAGCACCUUAUCCUUUCCCUCAUGACAAACUCGCUGCAAAGCAGUUUGACCAGUAUCUCUUGGUUAUUCAUGGACAAGCAAGGUCAUUUGGACUGAACAAAAACACCAUGCUUAGCUAUGCAAUGGCUCCAUUCAUGUUACUGUUUGCUGGCAUUUCUCUUCUAGUUAACUUUCUACACAACAUGUUUUUUGCAUAAAAUGCCUUCUUUAUGAUAAGAAUUUUCAUAUGCCAGUCUGAUAUAUUAUUGUAUUAACUUAAGCCAAUUUACUUGUACAUAUGGUAACCAUGUUUCUUGCAUAAUAGAAUUGAAAAAGACCUCUGUGAUGAGGGAUUUACAUAAUUAUAUCAAUCUUAGAAAUAAUCUCUGUUUUCAAUCCAUAUAGUAUACAUGUACUGUGAAAAUAAAAAAAAUUUUUAAA
Saccostrea echinata is the source of this 1797-nucleotide messenger RNA. RefSeq lists its product as uncharacterized. The coding region runs from base 114 to 1574 and encodes 486 amino acids. The record is from RefSeq and is a predicted model, not a curated record. The transcript is spliced from 3 exons. Gene Ontology annotation, molecular function: oxidoreductase activity. NCBI's taxonomy places the organism in Eukaryota, Metazoa, Mollusca, Bivalvia, Ostreida, Ostreidae.